AUGCAACACAAGGCCACAGCGCCCUUUUUACAUCACAUCCUCGGAGUAUUUAAAGACCACCUUUCUCCCAGCUCUAAAAGACAGCUGAGCGCACAGCGCCGAUGUGCCGCACGGCUGUGUCCCACCACGACCUGCGGGGCGGGCCGGGCAGAGGCAGGGCUCCGUUCCCGGCUCCUCCUCCUCCCCGCGGAGCCGCCGAGGGUCGCGCAGAGCCCGGCGUGGAAGCGCCGCCGAUUUGUCACCAUGAACCUCUUGCCAUUCGAGUCCCUCUGUGUUUUCCUGCUUCCCCAAGUUUGGUUGGCAUCGGGCAUGCAGGAAAUCUAUGCUGACCAGGAGACGAUUGGCAAGAUCUCAGCUGCUGGCCAAUUGAUGUGGUGCUCAGCUUCUGUUGAUAUCCUUUUCCUCUUGGAUGGCUCCUACAGCAUUGGCAGAGGCAGCUUUGAAAGAUCGAAGCACUUUGCAGGCAAGCUCUGUGAUGCCCUGGACAUCCAUCCGGGCAGGGUCCGCGUAGGAAUGGUACAGUUUAGUUCUGCUCCCCACCUUGAGUUCUCAUUGGAUUCCUACCUAACCAAACAACAAGUGAAAGAGAGGAUCAAGAGGACAGUGUUCAGAGGUGGCAGCACAGAGACUGGUCGGGCUCUGAAAUACAUUCUCCAUAAGGGAUUCCCUGGUGGCAGGAACUUGACUGUCCCCAAGAUCCUGAUCAUCAUUUCGGAUGGGAAGUCCCAGGGCAGUACCGCAAUGCCUGCCAUGCAGGUGAAGGAGAGAGGGACAACAGUUUUUGCAGCGGGAAUCAAGUUUCCAAGGUGGGAGGAGCUGCAUGCUCUGGCCAGUGAGCCCACUGAGCAGCACGUGCUCUUUGCCGGUGAUGUCAGCGAUGCAGCCAAUGGUCUGUGCAGUGCCCUGAGCAGCUCCAUCUGCAGCGUCACCACACCAGGUUGCAAAGUUGAAUCCUUUCCUUGUGAACGCAGAACUCUGGAGACUGAGAAAGAACUGGCUGGAAGCUAUGUCUGCUGGAAAGGCUCAAAGCAGCAGAAAGCAGUGCAUGCUUCACUGUGCCCUUUUUACAGAUUGAAAAGAGUCUCAAUAAAACACCCAUCCAGGUGCUUCCGAACCACAUGCACAGAUCCUUGUGACUCCCAGCCUUGCCAGAAUGGGGGUACAUGUGUCCCAGAGGGACUGGACAAGUACCACUGCCUGUGCCCUGUGGGAUAUGGAGGAGGCAUACACUGUGCGCCAAAGCUGAGCCUUGAUUGUGGUGUGGAUCUCCUUUUCCUGAUGGACAGCUCAGCAGGGGUCACACUGGAGGGAUUCCUGCGUUACAAGGCGUUCCUCAAGAGGUUCCUUCAAGCAGCAAUGGGCUGGGACUCGCCUGCAAAUGUGGGGGUCGCUCAGUACGAUACCAACGUCAGGAUACCCAUUGAAGUGGGACAACACAAGGAUGUGUUUGGUCUCAUGAAGAGCAUUGAUGCUUUGAAUUUCAGCGGGGGAGGAACCCUGACGGGCAGAGCCCUGCGGUACAUUGCACAGCAUGGUUUUAGGAGCGCCCCAGUCUUUGCAGAUGUGCUGGAUGACCUCCCACGUGUGGUGGUCUUGCUCACUGACUCCAAGUCCCAAGACCCAGUGGCAGAAGCUGCCAAAUAUGCAAGGGACAGAGGUCUCUUGUUGAUCGGUGUAGGCAGCAGCUUUGUGAAGGCAGAGCUGGCUGAAGUGACUGGCAACCCAAAGCAGACCAUUGUCUACUCAGACCCCCAGGAUUUGUUCAACAGGAUCCCGGAGCUGCAGAGAAGAAUUUGCAGUGUGAACAAUCCUGAAGAAGCAAAAAGCCCUGUGAACCUGUGCAAACCCAACCCGUGCAUGAACCAGGGCGUGUGCAUCCUCAGGCCGGGAAGCUACUGGUGUGAAUGUCAUGGCUGGGAAGGACUCCACUGCGAGAGCAGAGUUCCCUGAGGUGAUUCUCCAAGAUCUCCAGUCCUCCCUACAGACUCCCAUGUGCAGCAGAUUCCAGGCAGUUUUUAGUGCUUCUCUGGAGACCACCGGCACCUGAAAAGGUCCUGAGAUGCUGACCCAGAAGUGCUAUGAGCUCCAGUUCUGACCCAGCAAGACAUUGCUGCCCUUGGUUGAGUGACUGGGCCAUUCCCAGUUCCUGCACUGCACAAACUGGGCUUUCUGGUGCUCUUUUUCUUUUGGAAUCAAGUAAAUAUUUGAUAUUAAGUAUUUA
Molecule: messenger RNA, 2221 nt
Organism: Tympanuchus pallidicinctus (lesser prairie-chicken)
Lineage: Eukaryota; Metazoa; Chordata; Aves; Galliformes; Phasianidae
Gene: VWA2
Product: von Willebrand factor A domain containing 2
Biological process (GO): calcium-independent cell-matrix adhesion
Cellular component (GO): basement membrane
Molecular function (GO): calcium ion binding
Source: RefSeq, a predicted model, not a curated record